UUUUGGAAAGCAGGCAUACAUUAUGACCGAUCGUCAUGUAGUGGUCGGCUCGGGGCAGUUCCGUUUUGCCAAGCAGUGCUUAGCGUGUAGUACGAGCGUACGGCCGGACGAGGAAUGUCCGAGUUGAGCAAAUGUUUUUACGAGGUGACGGCCGGUCGCUCCUGCCGGGACCUGUGCCAUCCGGAGUACGCCACCUGCUGGCAGUCGUUCGUUGGGGUUACGAAAACGCUCCUACCGGGAAGCUACAAGCUGUAUUUAACACUGCUCGUGAUCCCUCCACUGGUGAAAGGCGGUGGCUAUACGGCGGAGUAUUGGAAAAACCACAUCCUUGGCUAUGCGUCCAUCUCGUUCAAAACCUACGUUCUAGCGAUCAGCGGACUGACCCUGCAGUGUUUGCUCUACAAACUCUUCGGCAAGCUGCACUACUACUGCCUGAUGGGUGUGCCGGGUGUGGUUAGUGCGGCGCUCGUACCAAAGCUACCGAAAGUGCACCUCCGGCUGCAGGGCAUCACCUACUUCAACAUGAUGCUCGAGGUGAUGAUCAAGAAGAGCCGGUGCCGCUGGCUGGCGUACUUGCGCCAGUCGACGCCGUGGGCGACGGUCGCUUUUAUGCUGUGCAGCGCCAAGAUAAUGGCCGUGCUGCGCGCCGAAACGGUCAACCAGUUUUGGAUCAUGUAUCCGGCCACACCGAAGGACGCUAGGAAAGGCUCCAAUGCGACGCCGGUACCGUGUCUGCAUGAUGGGAAGUGCAGUUUCUACGUGAGCGAUGCCAUGUGGAAGUAUGCGCUCGCCGGGUUUACCAUCGAGGCGGCACGGGCGCUCCUAUCCAAGGGAACACUGGUGUACCGAGAACCGGCACGGUUUCUUACCGAGAUGCGUUCGGCCGUUGGGGUGGCAUUGCCACUCUUUUUGGCGCUGUACGUUGGGAGCUACCGAUCGCUGAGUUGUGUGAUGGCUCGCCUAAGCGGCCGCGAGCAUCCGGGCCAGGCGAGGGUGGCCGGGUUGGUCAGCGGUGUAUGCUACCUGCUCUACCCGAAGUACCAAAUAUUCACGCUCGCGUUUACCAAGUUCGUCGAGAUGUCCUGGGAGCAUUACCUCAACACGGCUAAGAGCAGGCCCCGCUUGGUGGCGCUUCUGCAGCGCGUUCCCUUCCUGCGCCUCGUGCACAUGCUUUCCAUCGGGUACAUGUACCACGCGCUGGUGUUUCACCCGCAUCUCUCGCCCGCGUUCAACUCGAAGUGCGUCAACUACUGCUCGGGCUACCGUGUGGAGCGCACCAAACGGCGGCUCGUCGGUUGGAUGCUCGAGCACGCCUGGAACAGCUGA
Anopheles coustani is the source of this 1326-nucleotide messenger RNA. RefSeq lists its product as uncharacterized. The coding region runs from base 115 to 1326 and encodes 403 amino acids. The record is from RefSeq and is a predicted model, not a curated record. The transcript has 5 exons. Lineage: Eukaryota; Metazoa; Arthropoda; Insecta; Diptera; Culicidae.